AUGAAACGAUACCUCGCAAACUCAACGAGCGACAGGGUUUAUAAACCUCAGGAUCAAGCGAAGACCGCGCGCGAACGAACGCAAUCCUUCCUGCAUAUCAGAGACGAUGAAAUGGAAAUGGUCGAUCGGAUGGCCCGAUCCUUCGACGAAACUGGGCUGGAUGAGGUUAACGAGAUAAUUGACCACAACUACUACAAGGACGAAGAUACGCCGAGAAUUGUCCAGGAGGUAAAUUUUUUAUUGUUGGUUGUGUUUUAGAUACAAGAGGGGUAAAUGUGGAUUGCAAAACAGGCUUCAUGGAAACUCGACAGAGCAGAAUUGGACAGGGUGAAAUUCGACAAUUUUUUUCGGUGCAAAAAAUAUGAAAAAAUUCAAUGGCGACAUUUUGUACGAUUGCAGUAAAAAAUCUGUCGAGUUUCCCUCUGUCCAGUUUCUCCCCGUCCAAUUUGGCGCUACGACUUUUCGGGUCAGCGACAAUUCGGCUCAACGAUACGAUGGGUCGCGUGAAUUCGUCGUUGUAUGCGUCGGGGCGGCUAUUAGAAGGCUUAGUUAAUUCUUAAAAAUAAUAAAAUUGAUCGGAUCCUAGGAUAGAUUAUCACAUAUUUUAAGGUAUUUUACAUGUAGUCACACCAAUAAUAUCUAGAUAAAAGUUACCGAUCUUCGUUUUUUGCCUCAAAUUUUGGUCUUUUGUGUGUUACAAUAACUCAGAGUAAUGAAAAUCAACGUUAGUAAUAGCUAAAAUUAAAAAAAGGUGGACAUAUUUGUUGUAUUAUGAUGCUCUUCAAUCAUGCUCGCGUCUCAUUUCAGCACUUAAAGUUCCCCAAGGACGAGACGGAUAUCGUCUUCACCUUCGAAGAUUCUCCACCGGAUUCAAUGGCUCCGCCUGAAGCGGAGGUCCAGAAGGUUACACCUCAAGGAAGUCCGGAAAAGAAAGGCAUCGAAUUGAACCCAUCCUUGUCGCUGAAACAAAAGGCAGCGAUGAUCAAGCGCCUCCAAGAGAGUGGAAUUGAAUACGUGGAUGAAUCGCCCAACUCAAGCCCAGAGAAGAAUAUGGACCAAGAAAUGGUAAGGAUCAAAGAAUUAGCUCUUUUUUAGAUGUUGUUUUGAAAUUGAAAUUUUUGAUCGAAAUCGAAGCCUUUUUUUCUUCAGCCUCUCCAUUUCACCCCAUCGAAGCGCCAGCAGACCCCUCAUUCUCAACACAGCACCCCGAAGAACAGCCCUCCACGCUCGCAACCCGAUCAAGUUGUAUUUCACCAGGUGGUCUGCAACAACACUGGAAUGCAAUUAAUUGUCCCAUACGAAAUGGAUUUCUAUGGAAGAUACCAGCCUGGAAUUCCCUACCCAGUCGUUCCUCUGUACUGCACAGCCAAAGACAUCCCACCGGAACUUACGCAACCGGCUCAAGAUAACUUGAUAUUCCCGUCGGUUCCAGUCCCUGAAAGUGCCCAUUCUCCGGCAAGCCAAGACCUCAAUGCCAAUAAACUGUAUCCAGCCUCACACUUGGUUGAAGAGACGAUCCAUUCGGAAAUAAAUAGGGGAUAUUCUACGCCCUUUUUUAGCAUGGAAGAGUUUUAUCGCCUUUUUGAAACACAAGGAUGUGUACAGAAUACGGCCCAGCAACAGGCGCAGCCAAAAAUCAAAUCGAAAGCCCGAAGAAACUUGAAUUUCGGCCCAGAGGUGGAUCAAAUGGAGAUAGAACGAAUAAACGAGAAGACUCACAAUUUGUCUGGAGAGCCUUUAGAUACGAAGAUGAGAAGUCAUGAGAAGCCGGUUGAAUGCGAUCGGGAAGAGAAGGUUCAAGUUCAAAGUAAGCUCGAUUAAUUUUUGUUCCAUAUUGUUUUAGGCGAAUCCCAGCGCGAAAGAAGACCCUCCACUUCGUCGGAUAAAAGAAAGGACGAAGGGCCGUGUGGAUAUUGCUUAUCCACCAACAAAGAGAUGAUCGCAUACAACCAUUCCAGAAGAACCUGUCCGACCCUCCAGAAAAUGGAACCUUGCGGCAUCUGUGGCGCCAGCGGAGAGAACAAUCAUACUCAAAUGUAAGGGUUAAGAAUUUGAGGUUGAUUUGUAGGAACUCCUCGGGAUCUGUAUUAUUUUUUGAUUUUUUUUUAUUGAAUGACGUUAAAAUUUGAAUGACGAUAAAAAUUUUUACGGCAAAUUUCAUUGUAAAAAAAGAAAAAUCUUUGGAAAUAAGACAGAUUCCGAGGAGUGCCUGCAUGCUCAUUGGGUUGAAUGGUAUCUCAUAAAACAUAAAAGACGAAAACAAAGCUCGGGCGCAGCUUGGACUUUUUUUUGGAAUUUGCCGUAAAAAUUUUUUUGUCAAAUAUCAAUAUAAAAAAAUAAAAUUCCGUAUUUCCAGGCACUGUCCAGCGAAGAAACCGGUCUGGUUGGAACGUACCCGCAUCCAGGACCGCCCGUGGUGGGGAUUCCCACCUCCAGUUGUCGCCCCCAAAGGGCAGUACAAAGAAGACGAAGUUCCGGCGGAAUGGAUGUGCAAUCGCCAGGCUCAGUUCCCAGUCGAGGUGUUCAAACACAUUCCAGAUGGUAGGCACGGCUCUGAGAGAAGCAACUAG
This is a messenger RNA of Bursaphelenchus xylophilus (pine wood nematode), 2570 nucleotides long. NCBI's taxonomy places the organism in Eukaryota, Metazoa, Nematoda, Chromadorea, Rhabditida, Aphelenchoididae. The record is from the annotation of a GenBank genome assembly.